AUGAAGGUGUUUCUUUUCUAUCUGACUCUAAUCCUCCAGGCUUUCCUGGCAGGCGGCUUUCCGGGUGCAUCGAGGCCCCUAGUCGAUCUUGGAUACUCGACCUACGAAGGGCUUCGACUCAAUGCUGGAGUUGACCAGUAUCUCGGCAUGCGCUAUGCAGCACCACCCUUGGGGAACUUGAGGUUCAGAGCACCCCAGGCUCCACCCCGAACAGACUCAAUCCAAACUGCAUUCAAGCACGGUCCGAUCUGCGUGGGCUUGGGUGAAAACGUCACAACGGGCGACAAGGCAGAAGAUUGCCUGUUUAUAAACGUUUUUACUCCGUCCAACGCAACAGUGACGUCUAGGCUCCCGGUCUGGGUCUUCAUCCAAGGAGGAGGGUACGCUCAAAACUCAAAUGCCAAUUAUAACGGAACCAAGGUUGUCCAAGAGUCUGGACAUGGCAUCGUGUUUGUCACGCUGAACUACCGAGUUGGCGCCCUGGGAUUCCUGGCAAGCGAGAAGGUGAGGAAGAAUGGCAAUCUGAAUGCCGGGCUUCUGGAUCAGCGAAUGGCUUUGCAAUGGGUGCAAGAGCAUAUUCCAAAGUUUGGAGGUGACCCCAAUCACGUUGUCAUCCAUGGUUGUUCUGCUGGAGCCGGCUCGGUUGGCUAUCACCUCGUGGCGUACGGAGGGAGAGACGACCACUUGUUCACUGGUGCGAUCUUCCAGUCCCCAUUUUGGCCAACCCAGAGGACUGUAUCGGAGACCGAGUGGCAAUUCGAUCGCUUCGUGAUAGACGCCGGCUGUGUCAACGCGCCCGAUGCACUGGCCUGCCUUCGCUCGAUCGACAUCAACCAGCUCCAGGCCGCGAAUGUCGCGUCGGCAUUCCCCAACACCACCGCUACCCCUCUUGUGCGCUGGUAUUUCUUGCCAGUGGUCGACAAUGACCUCGUAGUCGACCGCCUUUAUGCCCUCUUCGAGCGAGGGCGAUUUAUCAAGGUACCGGUCAUGGUGGGCGACGAUACCGACGAAGGCUCAUAUUUCGCCUUCAACGCGUCCACCAAGACUGAAGUUUCCCAGUUCCUGAGGAAUUAUUACCCGGAUCUGGAGAAACGUCAGCUGGAGACCAUCAAUAGUGUAUAUGAGAAAUCGGCCACCCUGCCUUACCACGCCCCAUUCUUCUCGGCGGCAUCCGCGGCCUACGGCGAUGCGACGUUUGUCUGUCCGGGCAACCACAUCGCCGCCUCCAUCGCCAGGUAUCUCUCCCCUGCUCAUGUCUGGAACUACCGGGUCAACGUGCAGGACCCUCCCAGCCUGGCGGAAGGGCUGGGGGUUCCGCACACGAUCGAGGUCCCAGCCAUUUUUGGUCCUGGGUAUACCGGCCAGGGGUCUUACUAUGAGACCGUCAACGCCGCGGUAGUCCCAGUGAUCAUGAAUUACUGGGUGAGUUUCGUUCGGUCGCUCGAUCCGAAUCCGCACCGGUACCACCACGCCCCGGAAUGGCACUCCUGGGGCAGUGCGGCCGGGAUUCGGAUGCGACUGCAAACGAACAACACGGCGAUGGAGAGAGUGCCGCCGGACGCCACGAGGAAAUGUGAAUUCUGGCACAACCUGGCACCUGCGAUGCAGGUGUAG
Messenger RNA from Aspergillus affinis, 1614 nucleotides. RefSeq lists its product as uncharacterized. Gene Ontology annotation, molecular function: carboxylic ester hydrolase activity. The transcript has 3 exons. NCBI's taxonomy places the organism in Eukaryota, Fungi, Ascomycota, Eurotiomycetes, Eurotiales, Aspergillaceae. The coding region runs from base 1 to 1614 and encodes 537 amino acids. The record is from RefSeq and is a predicted model, not a curated record.